GUAUGAGUGUGUGGACGUAUUCGCGAAGACAAUCAACUUCAUUCAAGUCAGUCGUGUGAGAAUAGCACAGUCGCACUGUUAGCUAUAAUGUCCGAUCGCAUGGGCUUCUCACAGGAAGGCAGUAAAUGCGACAGGAAGAUUUGGUAGAGAAGGUGGAAAGGCAAUCGAAGAUCCACGAAUUAAUAUGCUAGUCAGUCGCGACGCACGCAUGCAACCCUAAACCAUUGCCGGCAUUACAGCAAUGUUGGAAUGAUGUGGGAGAAACAAAGUGAGGAACACAGUGUCGAGCCACUCGGUUGCUAGAUUGCCUUUACAUUCGGUAGGGAUGGGAAGGGAGUUUCAUCGUCGUUGCGUAGUGCUACUGUGGAAGAGAAGAGAUGUAAAACGAAUUGAAACACAGAUGGGAAAAGAAUAUUGAAGGCGAAGAAGAAAAUAACGAUAGUGAACGCGCAUCGCGCAUGUUAAACCGAACUGGAAGCGAAAUAAACGAAGAACAGCACUACGGAGAGACGAAAGAGACAAAGAGUAACAACAGAACCUACCACAGCCCGCAAGCAAACAAACACAUACGAUCGUGUGGACAGUGUUGAAGGGAAAGCAGACUGUAGUGCAAGUAGAUUGUGAAGAAGCAGAACGGGAAUUGAACGACGCGCGACGAUUUGCUUGUAAUGGAAACAACGCUCGGUUGAUGGUGGAAGGCGCCUUGAGGCGCGGUCGAUCCGUUCAUUCAUAAAAUCUUCAUUUGAACGGCAACGUUGAAGUACAGACGCUGAGAGUCAGCGCCUCUGCUCUUCCUCUCCCGUACGCCUGGUUUUUGUGCGAUAGUCGUAGGUGAUUUUGCAUCAUUAUUUGUGACGUUUUUUGUGGUUUAAGGUACAGAAAGAAAUAAACGCAAGGGAUAGUAAACCCGCGUUCUAAUCACAGCUCUUCUAGUCGCGAAAGAGUGAGAGAGAUAGUGGAGAGAAAGAAACAGCGUGUGUGUGUAUGUUUGUGUUGUGUGCAAGAGAAUUUGAGGAAGAUCAAGUAAGCUUCUUUUCGGUUCUUACAAUGUAUCACAUUGCAACAAUCAAUUAUGUGCAGUGAGUUUUGAUAUAUCCUGUAUAGUGCUGUGUUCGCACUUAAAAGAGUUUCUAACUUCUACCAAAAGCGUCGCCAGUGAGUGAGUUGUGAAAUAAACAAAUCUUUAGCAUUAUGUAAGUGCACCACGACAGUGUAUAGUGCAACUGAUUGGGUUUGCAGCCAGUUUUUUUAGCGUGUUAUGUACGAUUUCAGCCGUAUAGUGCAGUGUAUUUGUUCGCAUUAUUUAUGUGAAUAUAGUGUAUAAUAAGAACAAGUGUACAUCUAGGCCCUAGAGAAUUUCGAUGAGAGUGUGUAUGGAGCGUUCUGUACUGCCGCGUUUUGCUGAUAACUGAUUGUGUGCAGCUGCAGCACUUAUCACUCGUUGGAAUUGGUGACAAAAGUCGGUUCAGUUUAAACUUCCAUACUCGUACUAAAAAAAGAAAGAAGCAGUGAGAUAGUAUAAGAUUCGCAAAACACGGACGCUUCAACCAGCGAAGAACGAUCUUCUACUGGCGGGGCACAUCCAAGCAAUGGAAACGGACCUAGCAUACGAGGUACUGGCGGAUUAUUCGCUGCAAGAGACCCCCUUCUACGAGGCUCCGACACCAACGGCAGCUGUUAGUGUCAACUUCUAUCCACCACCGAACGAUAUCCAAUCGCCCCAUCAAAGCGGUCCUCAGCAGUCCCGCAGUUUGAACAACACAGCUCGUUGCUACGAUACAGCAUUUGAUCUUUCGCUGACUACAUCUAUGUUAACUGGCAAAAUGCAGCUUAUGAACACGAGUAGUGCUACAACAUCGGGACCAAGUGUCGGGGCAAUAGGUGCUUCUGGAGGAAUACAUCAGACAAAUCACCAAAAUCAACACCAAACCGGAAUGGCGUUGGUUCCGAUGGGUGUUUCUAACCUUAGCUCUGGAUCAUCAUCAACAUCAUCAAUUUGUAGUGGGGGAAACGGUGAAGGCCUGACGAGGCCUAAGAAAAUGAAGAAAUCCGUCAGUUUUCUACCAACCUUUGUACAAGGCUGCGAUGGCGAUUCAGGUUCAAUACAGCUCAAGCAGGAACCGUUGGACGAUGGACCUAUACGAAAUAUUCAAAAGGUACCAAGCCUUUCCGAUCUGUCUGAUCCCGAAGCAUCACUUGAUGUCCCAACACAGAUGCCACCUUUGACGCCGGGUACAAACAAAAAACUGACUGAAGUACUCUACGCAUCAUUCGCUUCUUGGGAGAAGGAAGUACAGACAUUCAAAAUUACCAAAGAUCCUCGGCAAUGGACAGCAGAACAUGUGCUAAUAUGGUUGAACUGGUCGAUCAAAGAAUUCUCCCUCGAGGGUGUGAACAAGGAGCCGUUUCAAAAAAUGAGUGGCCGCGAUAUAGUCGGUCUUGGUCGCGAAGGAUUUCUAGCUAUUGCACCACCAUUCACCGGAGAUAUUCUAUGGGAACACUUAGAAAUACUACAAAAAGAUUGCGAAAAGGCGCUUCUAGAGCACAGUUCUUCAGUUAGCAAUGGUGGGUACGAUGCGUCCUGCGGGCAGGCGGCUGGCAGUGUUGGCGUUAACGAACUCAAUGAGUACAACAGUACCCUUCAGCGGUUAAGUGGCCAGCAGCAAGAAUUUGGAAGAGGGAAUGGCUCGAAUAGCAAUAGCAACAGCAGUAAUACUCCCGCAUCUACCUCCAGCACAACUCCCGGCACAACCACUCCAAACAGCAGUAGUACUACCAACACCAGCAGCGGCAGCAACGGAGCGUACGGAUCAGUUCAUGAUCGCAGUACAAAUGAUCGUUCACCGCCACCUCUAAUAACUUCGAGCGGAGGUAACGUAGCAAACGGUAGCACUAACGGCAGCAGUAGCACAUCUUCCAUGGCAUCCUACCUGUCGUCCCUCGGCUCACGAGGUCCGCUAAAUGGGGGCAACAGUUCAGGAACAGGAGGGUCCGUCUACCAUCAGCAGUCAGGGAGCGGUGCUGCAAUGAAGGAGGAGCAAGAACCAAACAGUUUCAUUAACAUUGAUGAUCUGCCGAACUAUGGAGUUGUACCCGGCCAUUACGACGAUCAGGAUCAGUACCAUUCGCUGCCAGCACCAGAAACCCAAACGACUUCACACGGAUACCUCGAAAACAGUCCCGAGUUUUACUCAGCCAUCCAAAUGGAACAAAAGUACAUGCCACCGCACUACAAAUCGGGUCCCUAUACUAGCCGAGGAGGUCGCUAUCAUCAGCCACACCACCACAGCAGCAAUACCGGUGGCGGAGGAGGUGGUGGUGGCGGAGGAGGUGGAUCGGGAAACCAGCAUACACAGCAGCAGCACCAUCAACAGCACCAGCAGCAGCAGCAGCAACAGCAGCAACAGCAGCAGCAACAGCAGCAGCAGCAGCAUCAGCAACAUCAGCAUCACCAUCCUCAUCAUCAUCCACAUCACCAUGCACACCAUCAUCCCGCCAGCCAUCAUCAGACGGCUCACCACCCUGACAGCGGUUAUCCUGAGUAUGGAUCACCCUACGAUACCCCUCCGUUCCAGACCGUUCCGAGCAAUACGACUUCUCCGCAAAGCUCGGCUACUUCCGGCAACGGAGGGCCAGGUGGUCCCGGAGGAGCAAAUGGAAGUGGUAACAGCAACAAUAAUAACGGAGACCUGCUCGGCGGUCAUGUUGUGGAUCCGUGGAGCUUACACCAUCCUGGGCAGCAUCCGCACGCCGGGGCACCCCAUCCAUUGCUGGACUUUCAACACCCGGCGUAUAUGGGCACGACCAUGGGCUUCGACAAGACGAUGCUAGGCACGUAUGGAGCUCAAGGUGGUGCACCGUGUUUUACCGGCUCCGGGCCCAUUCAGCUGUGGCAGUUUCUGUUGGAGCUGCUAACGGACAAAACCUGCCAGAGCUUUAUCUCCUGGACCGGAGAUGAGUGGGAAUUCAAGCUGACCGACCCGGACGAGGUCGCACGGCGAUGGGGUGUCCGGAAGAACAAACCAAAAAUGAAUUACGAAAAGCUGAGUCGCGGCCUCCGGUACUAUUACGAUAAGAACAUCAUUCACAAAACGGCCGGCAAACGAUACGUGUAUCGAUUUGUAUGUGAUCUUCAAACAUUGCUGGGCUAUUCAGCAAAACAGGUACACGAAAUGGUUGAUCUCAAACCUGAUAAAAAGGACGAUGAAUAGACUGUGUGAAAUAAGCGGAACUAACACACUCGAACAUACAUACACAAACCCACCCACACACUCACAUACACACACACUCUGUAACUAUCGUUUCGAUAACGAUAACUAUCUGUAACUAUCGUGCGGCUUGAUAAUACUGAUCUCCUUCUUCUUCUCCCGAGCCACAAUCAGAAAACGGGAAAAUUGCUUCUCUAACCACAAAGCGAA
Anopheles merus is the source of this 4418-nucleotide messenger RNA. It is a transcript of the gene pnt, whose product is annotated as ETS-like protein pointed. Gene Ontology annotation, cellular component: nucleus. The transcript is spliced from 11 exons. The record is from RefSeq and is a predicted model, not a curated record. Bases 1590 to 4211 code for a protein of 873 amino acids. Gene Ontology annotation, molecular function: DNA-binding transcription factor activity, RNA polymerase II-specific; sequence-specific DNA binding. Lineage: Eukaryota; Metazoa; Arthropoda; Insecta; Diptera; Culicidae. Gene Ontology annotation, biological process: cell differentiation; regulation of transcription by RNA polymerase II.